AAUAGCGCUGCGUGGAGAGACCGAGAGAGCAGUUCAAUAGUGACGGCUAGCCAGCUGUUCAACCGGAACCCCUCAUGAAUUUUGGAUAGCCCUCUUACGUAAUUGGUCGUACAUCUUAAGAGCCCGCGAGUGCCACCACAGCAGAUUGGUCGGGACAUCGACAGUUAAGGAGUAGAGGAUUGACUUGUAGCAUGAGCAGCACGAUGUCUCUCCAGCAGUCCGUGACUCUUGUAGUCUUUUUGGGAAUUUUUACCAUUUUCUCGUUUUGUCAAUGUUCAGAUUACGGGGAGGAUUAUAUACAGAAGAUUCAAAAUUCUAAAGCACAUGUCAAUAAACUGGCGUCGUUACUCGCGGAGGAGUUGUUAAGAGAGGAGAACGACCCCACAAAAGGAAAAGAGAAAAGGCUCUUCUGCGCGAAUAAAGGAUGCAUACCUAAGCCUACCAAAAAAGACUCCACAAAGAUAAAAGAAAAAAGGGUCUUCUGUAACGGAUUUUUCGGAUGCAGCAAUGGACGCAAGAGAGCCCAGUCUGUAGAUCUGGAGCCUUUGAAUUACCCGGAUGUUGAACUAGACAACCAACCAGACUUCCAGAAACGCCUCUUUUGUAACCCCACUGGUUGUUUCAGAAAAAGGGGUACUUACAGGGGAUACGAAAAGUUUCUUGAAAAACUUGGCAAAACUGGAAACAUGGCGGGCUAUUAAAGAAAUCAUUAGGAAACGUUGUACCAAUACGUCCAUCGUACGAUUUUAAUUCCAAAUAUCCUUGUAAUAUAUUACACGUACAAGACAUGUACAGAUUCUAUGUGUACAAUACAUGUUUAAAUUUUAUAUGUACAAGACAUGUUUAAAUUUUAUAUGUAAAAUACAUGUAUGAAUUUGAUAUGUAAAAUACAUGUAUGAAUUUGAUAUGUAAGAUACAUGUAUAAUUUUUCUUGUCUAAUUAGUCAUUUAGGUCUUCUUUUAUUUUCCUCAUCGCAGUAUUUAUCAUACUUAUUUUGGAGAAGUGUGCUUCGGUGUGUGAGUUGGUUUUAUUCCCUAUUUCUUUUUAAUAUAUAUUGUACAUUUACAAAUUUUGUCAUUUUAGAUAUGAAAACAACAUCAAGUUAGCGUGAAAUAUUUAUUUUAUUUGCAUAUCAUAUUUACAUGUUCUUUUAUUUCUCGUACUUUUAUCCAUUUACUGAAACUUGUUUAUUUCAAAUAAAAUUAUUUUAACUUA
Molecule: messenger RNA, 1215 nt
Organism: Ostrea edulis (European flat oyster)
Lineage: Eukaryota; Metazoa; Mollusca; Bivalvia; Ostreida; Ostreidae
Exons: 3
Coding region: 192-701 (169 amino acids)
Source: RefSeq, a predicted model, not a curated record